AUGCCGUCCGCAUCCUGGAAGCUUUGCAGUGCCUACUACAACUGCUUCUCUAACCUGGGCAACUGCACUUGGCAAGCGAGGGUUGCAGGCGAGUGCAGCAUCUGCGGCAGCACUGACAGCACGGGCACGCUGUGCAGACCCAGGAAGGCAUGUAUGGUGCAGGACGCUAGUGCUCUGAUCGCGGCUGGGACGGUGAAUGCGGGGCAAAUGAACCGGGCUUGCAUGGACGUGCCCAUCACCAUCCACCCCGUUGAUGCUGCCGCCCUGCUGAACAUCAAGAGCACGCUGGGUGUGACGUACACCACGUGGACCGCCACCAGCCCUUGCCGCCUGUUUGGAAGCUCGGUGGGCUUCCCGGGCGAAUGGAAUGGUGUCUGGUGCAACGGUGACGGCAAGGCUGUCCUAUUGUCGCUGACGUCCAACUUCUUCAACUACCGCAUCGACUCCUUCACCUCAAGCAUGAAAGCCUUGCCCAAUCUGGUCGACAUUGAAGCGCCCUACAACUACCUCAUGGGCACCGUGCCUCCGGUGGGCGCCAGUCUGGUCGUGUUGAACAUGGCGUUCAACUUCCUCACGGACUUCCCAACAUUCAGCUGCACGACUUGUGGCGGCAACAACAACUGCCUCACCACGCCCUCCAAGUGCCCCUCUAGAGGCACGGUUCAGAGGGCUGCGGCGGAGUGUGUGUAUUGCGGCACCAAUGGCGUACCCCCGCUGUGCUGGGGGGCGGGAGGAGUGUGCACGGUGGACGCUUCUGUCCCCAUCGCUGCCGGCACUGGCAGCAAAGCAUUGACCACUCCACUUGCCCGGACCUGCGUGGGCGGAGAUGUUGUGUUGGUGAAAGAAAGCGCAGCAAUGGGUGUGGACGAGCAGCACACGUGGCCAUUGGUGGAGUGUGCGGGGGCAGUGGUGGUGCAGCAGCGUUGCCUGCUGAGGGCGGUGGGCGUGGUGGGGCUGUGGGGCCAGCGUCCACACCACAGGGCCCGUACCCUGCCCCCACUUGCUCACGUGCUCCUUGGUUGUUUUCUCUCCUUUCGCUACCUGCCUUGUUCCCCUAUCCCUGCGUGCCCCCCUCCAGCCAUGCUCACCCUCAAGUCUUUGCUGGGCGUCACUUUCACCAGCUGGGCGGCCAGUGUCCCCUGCAAAAUCGCUGGGCAGAGCACCACAGUCACAACCUGGAGCGGCGUGCUCUGUGACAGCACUGGCAGCGUCCUGAGCAUAGGCGUGUCUAACGCAAACCUCAAGGGCUCACUACCAGCAGCUGUUUCCUUGCUCUCAGCUCUCACCUACCUUUUCCCACUUUCUUUGGCCGAUCAUCGCGUUUGCCCGCUUCUUAUAGCGCCUCCCACCCCUCUCUCGCUGCUCUCUUCCUUGGCCAGUGGCGUUGCCAGCAACUGCCUUACAGGCACCGUGCCGGCACUCUCCAGCGGUCUUUGCACGCUGGACGUGCGAUACAACUUCCUCACGGACGUGCCAGCAGUCACCUACACGUACUGUGGCGGCAACAACAACUGCCUGCUCACGCCCUCCAAGUGCGCCACCGCUGGCUCCACUCAGAGGCCUACGGCGGACUGUGCCAUCUGCGGCACCACCAACGCCGUGGGCCCCUUCUGCACUGCCUCGGGAGGGGUGUACAUGCCGGAUGCGGCUGCAAAUGUUGCCGCGGGCACUGUGAAUGCGCCGGUGCUUCCCUUGCUCUUCAUGGGGUGCACUGGCGGGACCAACUACAUGUACCCUUCGGAUGCGGUGGCCCUGCUCAACAUCAAGUCGGCCAUGGGGCUCACCUUCACCUCGUGGGCCACCACCACUCCGUGCCUUGCUGAAGGCACUUCUCCAAAUUGGGACGAGUGGGAGAGAGUGACCUGCACGCCUUUUGGCCGCCUCUACUCGAUUGCCUACUACAACUGCUUCUCUAGCCCGGGCAACUGCGCUUGGCAAGCGAGGGUUGCAGGCCAGUGCAGCAUCUGCGGCAGCACUGACGGCACGGGCACGCUGUGCGGACCCGGGAAGGCAUGUUUGCCGCAGGACGCUAGUGCUCUGAUUGCGGCUGGGACGGUGAAUGCGGGGCAAUCGAACCUGGCUUGCGUGGACGUGCCCAUUUCCAUCCACCCCAUUGACGCUGCCGCCCUGCUGAACAUCAAGAGCACGCUGGGUGUGGCGUACACCACGUGGACCGCCACCAGCCCGUGCCGCCUGUUUGGAAGCUCGGUGGGCUUCUCGGGUGAAUGGAAUGGUGUCUGGUGCAACGGCGAUGGCAAGGCGGUCCUAUUCGCUGUGGACGGCCUAGGCCUCAAGGGGUCACUCCAUGCUGACAUGUCCGCGCUCACGGCUCUCACCCGAGUGUCGCUGAUGUCCAACUUCUUCAACUACCGCAUCGACUCCUUCACCUCAAGCAUGAAAGACUUGCCAAAUCUGGUCGACAUCCGCAUGCACAUCAACUACUUGUACGGGGAGAUCCCUUCCUUUCUCGUGAACAUCCCAAAGAUCACUCAACUUGAAGCGCCCUACAACUACCUCAUGGGCACCGUGCCUCCGGUCCGCGCCGGUCUGGUCGUAUUGAACAUGGCGUUCAACUUCCUCACGGACUUUCCGACAUUCAGCUACUCCACUUGUGGCGGCAACAACAACUGCCUCACCACGCCCUCCAAGUGCCCCUCUGGAGGCACGGUUCAGAGGGCUGCGGCGGGAGUGUCCAUGCUGGCCCUCAAGUCUUCGCUGGGCGUCACAUUCACCAGCUGGGCGGCAAGUGUGCCGUGCAUGCUGAACUACCUCUUCGGCACCGUGCCAGCGCUCGCCACCGGCCUUCUCACACUUGAUGCUCGAUUCAACUACCUCACGGACCUGCCAACGGCAGCCUACAAGUCAUGUAGCGGCAACAACAACUUCCUCGUCACGCCCUCCAAGUGCAACGCCGCCGGCACCGUUCAGAGGACUGCAGCGGAAUGCUCCUUUUAUGGCACCACCAACGGCGUGGGCCCCUUCUGCACUGCCACGGGAGGGGCGUGCAUGGUGAAUGCAUAUGACAAUGUCGACGGUGGCAUUGUGAAUUCGGCCACACAGCCCGCGGUCCCCUUGUUUUGCUUGUUCCCGCCAGUGGCUAUGAAGGACAGCGCAGCCAUGCUCGCCAUCAAGUCGUCGCUCGGCGUCACCUACACCACGUGGGCGGCCAGUGUGCCGUGCAAGCUCCCAGGGCAGAUUGCCAGGGUCGCAAUCUGGACCGGCGUGUCCUGUGACAGCACUGGCAGUGUCGUGGGCAUAGGAUUGGAGAACGCAAACCUUUUGGGCUCGCUUGCUAUGGAGAUCUCCACGCUCUCUGCUCUCACCUACCUGUCCUUGUCAGCCAAUCUCCUCAACUACCGCAUUGAUUCGUUCACCACAUACUUGCGCUUCUUGCCAGUGCUGGCUGACAUUGGAGCCAUGAACAACUACCUCAUGGGGUCAAUACCCGCGCUCGCUAGUGGGCUGCGCACUCUGGACAUUCGAUACAAUUUCAUUGCGGACCUGCCAGCAGUGACCUACAGCAGCUACAACGGCACGGGCAACUGCCUCAUUGCGCCUUCCAAGUGCGGCUCCUCCGGCAUCGAUCAGAGGCCCCCAGCGGAGUGUGCCUUCUGCAGCUCCACCAAUGCCAUGGGCCCCUACUGUUGGGGGGGGGGAGGAGUGUGCACGGUGGAUGCGUUUGUAUAUGUCUUCGGCAGUUAUGUAAACGCGGGGUCGACGCCUGGGCUUGCCACGUGUGUGGGCGGCACAGUGGUGGCCAUCCAAGAAAGCGCAGCCAUGCUGGCGCUCAAGUCAUCACUGGGCAUAACGACCAACACGUGGGCGGCGUCUGUGGCAUGCACGCUCAAGGGCACCACUGCGCCCGUGCCCACGUGGGCUGGCGUCCUCUACGACUCCAGUGGCAAUGUCGUGAGCAUGAACCUCAACUCGCAGCUCUUCCAGGCGCCCCUCACUGACUUCACCUCCAACCUCCUCAAGCUUACCGGCCUCAAGGAGCUCUACCUGCAGUACAACUGGUUCUUCGGCUCUGUUCCCACCGCGCUUCUCAGACUGCCCUCGCUCUGCGUGCUUGGCCUGGGCUUUAACUACCUCACCGGCUCCUUCCCAGGGUCAGCCACGUUGGUGACUCUGGACAUCCGCAGUAAUUUCUUCUACACCAUGGCACCCAUGACCCUCAAGUGGUGCGACGGCUCCAACAACUGCCUCGCGUCUCCCGCUCCCUGCGCCUCUGGCGGCUCCACUCAGCGCGCCGCAGCCGACUGCGCCAUCUGCGCCUCCGUCGGGGCCGUGCCGCCCUUCUGUCGCGGCACCGGCACCUGCUCGCCCGACUCUGGCCCCGCUGCUGCGCUGGGCACGCCCAACUCAGCAACCGCGCCCAUGCUGCCCAUGGUGUGCAGUGGCAUCCCCAUCGACCCUGCUGAUGCUCUAGUGCUGCUGACGCUCAAGUCGACGCUGAGUGUGACGCUGAGCAACUGGAAUGCGGCAUCGCUGUGCACGCUGGAGGGGCAGACGCUGCUGCCCGCGCAGUGGGGCGGCGUGCGCUGCACUGCUGCCGGCAAAGUGACGAGCAUGGACCUGGGGUACAACCUCUUCCAGGGCCGCCUGGAUCUCUUUGCUGCUCCACUUAAGCCCCUCACCACCCUCAAGGCGCUCUUCUUCCACUACAACUAUUUCGCCGGCUCCAUUCCAUCUGCCAUCGCCACGCUGCCUCAGCUCACAUCACUUGGCCUCUUCUCCAACUACCUCACGGGCACCGUACCCAUCCCCUCAAAGGCCCUUGUCGCCCUAGACGUAGGCUUUAACUUCCUCUCGGGCACCUUCCCGAAGCUGCCGCUCAUGUUCUGUGCGGGCGACAACAACUGCUUCCUCAACUCCACCGCCUGCCGCACCUACGGCAUCGUGCAGCGCCCUGCAGGCGCCUGCGCCAUCUGCGGCACCGUGGCCGGCCAGGGCGACCUCUGCUUCGGCGGCUCCUGCGCUCCCCUCGCCUCUGCUGCUGUCACCGCCAGCACUGUCAACUCGCCUAACCAGCCUAUUCUGCCCAUGGCAUGCGCAGGUCGGUACAAUCCGGCCGCACCGAUGGAUACAGGCUCAGCGCUUGCGCUGCUGAACGUGAAGUCAGCGCUGGGAGUGACGUUCACCAGCUGGCUGGCUGCAUCGCCCUGCGCCAUUGCCAACUCCACCAUUGCCGUCGCCGGCACCUGGACUGGCGUGCUCUGCUCCUCCGCUGGCGACGUCCUCAGCGUUGCCCUCACCUACCUGUCAGUGCCGUUGUCUUUCUACCUGUCUUCCCCUCCCCUACCUCACUGCCUUAUCCGAUGCCCUCUGCGUUCCAUUUCCAUGUCCCUCCUCGCAUGUUUUCUGCCUGCUUGCCCGCCUCACAUGCGUGCAGCAACUGAGCAAGCAUCUUCCACCUCAACACUGCCUUUCCUCCCCACUCCUGCGCCUGCCCCAUGCACCCUCUCUCCCGUCCACCCCCUCAGCGACCUGUCCAAUAACUUCCUGCGCGGAAGCCUUGACAAGUUUGUCACCUUCUCGGGCCUCAAGACGCUCCUGCAGCUGUCAGUGCUGCCACCCUCACCCAUAGCGCCCUCACUGCCCUCACCCAUGCCGCUUCGAUCCACCCUGCUCUCGAACAUGUUGCUCGACUCGGUGCUCUCCUCAUUCGCAUUGCUCUCGCUUGUGCCCUCACGAGUUACAUGGGCUGCAGCACACACACACACCGUGGGCAAUCAUCUUGCCCACACAGCCAUGCAUUGCAUACCGCUACUCUUUGUGCUUUGCAUUCAGCUCCACCUCUCUUGCCUUGAACCCUUCUCCCUUUCUCCGUCUCCUGCCAGGCGCCUCAACAACAACUGGUUCGUGGGCUCCCUGCCUCAGACACUCAUGUCAUUUUCUGCACUCAGUCUGCUAGAUGUGCAUGCAAACGCGCUGACAGGGUCGUUUCCCGCCGUGUCAUCGGUGCUGCGCGCGCUCUACCUGCACGACAACUUCCUAGCAGGCAGCUUCACAACUUCCUCUCUCACCGCGUGUGACCCCAGCCUCAACUGCUUCCUCAACGCCGUCGCGUGUGGCGCCACCAGCACCACCCAGAGGGCCGCUGCUGCCUGUGCCAUCUGUGACAGCCCAGCAGCGCAGGGGCAGCUGUGCUGGGGCGGCACGUGCAUGCCCAAAGUCUCCCCCACCACCGCCCACCCUGACGGGCUGGCCCCGCCGGCCAUGUACUGCGCUGGGGCUCCGGUGGUCAACAUCGGCCCUAUUGAUGCGCAAGCGCUGGGAGCGCUGAAGAAUGUGAUGGGAGUGACGUUCACCACGUCGGAUCCUGCCACCUACUGCACCGUGGCGCCCACCGCCAUCGUCCCCGGCACGUGGGACGGUGUGCUCUGCGACUCCGCCGGCAAAGUUGUCAGCCUGUCAGUCCGCCUGCUCUACCCCUGCUGUGCUCUUCUUCUCUCCAUGCAUUGGCUGGGUCUACCUGUCUUAACAGCUGCCUCUGCAUGCCAACUCUCUCUAAGAACCCUCGCUCCUCCAACAGCAAGCUCACGGGCACUCUGCCGCUCUCCGUCUCCGCCCUCACGGCGCUCACUGCCAUGUGAGCCCUCCCCUCUAUGCCCGCUGCACUUCAUUUUCCUCCAUGCACCCUGUAACCCUAAACCCGAAAUCCUGUGCCCCUCUCCUCAUUCACUCCCCUCUCUGCCCCUCCCCUCAUCCCUCUCUCCUCUCUUCCGCUCUCCACAUUAUCUAUCCUCCCUGCCCCUCUCCUCAUUCUCUCUCCUCUCCGCCCCUCUCCUCAUUCUCUCUCCUCUUCUUGCUGCCCCUCCCCCCAGCGACCUCACCUCCAACCUCUUCGAUCUCGCCUACAACUGGCUCUCCAGCUCGGUGCCUGCAUACAUGCUCACUCUCCCCAGCCUCACUGAGCUCACGAUUGGCUACAACUACCUGACGGGUGCACUGCCCCCGGUGACACCCCCGCUCUCAGUGGUGGACGUGCAGUUCAACUUCCUCGCCGGCACCUUCCCCAUGCUCACCCUCACCCUCUGCGCUGCGCGCAUGAACUGCUUCCUCGACGCCACCAAGUGCAAGAACCCCAACCGCGCCUCCGAGCUCCCACGAGCUGCCGCCUCCUGCGCCAUCUGCAACACCACCAACGCGCAGGGCCGCCUGUGCAACGGGGGGGUGUGCACUGUGAACGCCACGGACCUGGUGGCUCUGGGCGCGCCCAACAGCGCCGCGUCUCCCUCUCUGCCGCUGAUCUGCGUGGGCGCGGCGUUUGUGGCGAUGGAUGCCGUGCACGCGGGUGCCAUGCUCAACAUCAAGGCGUCGCUGGGCGUCACUUUCACUGACUGGAAGGCCGGCUCGCCCUGCUCCCUUCCAGGCGGCGUCGCUGCCGGGUCGUGGAGCAGAGUCACCUGCGAUGGCACCGGCAAAGUGCUGGGCAUUGACCUGCAGUCCAACCUGCUGCAGGGGCGGCUGGACUCCUUCACAGCCAGCAUCAAGACGCCCCUCGUGCUCAAGGAGCUUGCGCUGCAGUUCAACUACCUGUCCGGCCAGUUCCCCACCGCCCUCCUCGCCCUCACCACUCUCUCCAAGCUCUCCGUGGGCUACAACUACCUGACGGGCCCCUUCCCAACCGUGCCGGCAUCAGCCAAGUCGCUGGACGUGCAGGGCAACUUCCUGUCAGGCGCCUUCCCCACCAACGCGCUCACCUACUGCGACGCCACCACCAACUGCCUCACCGACGCCAACAACUGCGCCUCCCUCGGCAUCACCCAGCGCUCCGCCACAGACUGUGCCAUCUGCGGCACCGCCUUUGGCCAGGGCACGCUAUGCGGCGGCGUGCCGUGCCUCGUCAACACCACGGGGGUCACCGCGCCUCCCACUGCCACGUCUCCCCCUUGCAACCUCUACUGCACGCCAGUCGCCUUGGACACCAACACCACCACAACGCUGCUGGCGCUGAAGACGGUGCUGGGAGUGACGGCCACGGAGUGGAGUGCAACGACGGUGGCACUGAAGCCCAAGGCGUUGAAGAGCAGCAGCGUGCCCCUCGCCACCAUGGUGGGCGCCUGCACCGUGGAGGGGCAGACCCCUGCUCCUGGCUCGUGGACCGGCGUCUUCUGCAACUCCGCUGGCGCCAUUGUCGCCCUGUUGCUGCCGAAUCAGAAGCUGACUGGAAGCCUGUCGACGGACAUCGCCAAGCUCACAGCUCUCACUGCGCUGUGCGACUCGCUUUCCAUGCCCAUACGCCCAUGCACGCUUACGCGCCCAUCCACACGCGGCCAAACCUGCCGUCACUUCACUCAUGCCGCUGCCGCGCUUCAGUGGGGCACUGGAUUGCAGCUUUCUCCCAGCGCACUCAAUUCUCGUUUUUGCAAAAAGCCACUGAACCGCAACUACCUGACGGGGGUGGUGCCGGCGAUGGGCGCAGCAGUGAAGGUGCUCAACAUGGCGGGCAACUUCCUCUCGGCCUCCUUCCCCACCACCGGCGUCACAGCCUGCGAUGCGCGCUCCAACUGCUUCACAGACGCCUCCAAGUGCGCCAACACGCUCGGCACGGCGCAAAGAGCCACUGCAGACUGCAACGUGUGCGGCUCCACGGGGGCUGCAGGCCCGCUGUGCGGCGGCGGCUUCUGCAUCCCCAACGCUGCCGCGCCCGCCGCUGCCGGCACGCCCAACAUUGAGGGGCAGGCGCUGCUGACUAUGUCCUGCGUGGGCGGCCCCAUCGAGGUCAACAUGCGCGGCGCCAUGCUCAACCUCAAGGCGUCGCUGGGGGUGACUCUCACUGACUGGGCUGCUGCGUCGCCGUGCACCAUUGCAGGCCAGCCCUCUGUGCCAGGGGCGUGGACUAACGUGGUCUGUGACACGGCGGGCAAGGUCGUGAGCAUCAAUGCGAAAUUCAACUACUUGGCAGGCCCGCUGCCGUCCGCGCUGCUCACUCUGCCCACCCUCACCAGCCUCGAUGUGAGUUACAGCUACCUCACAGGGACCGUGCCUGCGCUGGGCACGGCGCUCAAGAACCUGCGCAUAGGAGGCAACUACCUGUCGGGCAGCAUCGGCACGCUCAGCGGUGUGACGUGCUCGGCGUUGUUCAACUGCCUCACCUCCCAGGGCAGCUGCACCACUGGCGGCACUCAGAACCGAGUCGGUUGUGCCAUCUGCGGCAGCACCAACGCCCAGAGCACUCUGUGCGGCGGCGGGAUGUGCGUGCCCGAUGCCACGGCUGCAGUUGAGAGCAACACGACCCCCACGCUGUCCACGCCUGCCGUGCCCAUGUACUGCACCGGCGUCAUCAUGGACGCCACUGCAGGUGAUGCGCUGCUGCCCUGCCCUGCCCUCCCUCCCAUCCUUCCACACAACGUCUUCCACCCUUCUCCACCCCACCCUUGUGCCUGUGACUACACUCGCCAACAUAAAGACGGCGCUUGGAGUGACCUUCACGGACUGGGUGGCCCCCACGGCGCUGCUCAAGCCCAAGGCGGCGGGCAGAACGGGCAGUGGCAGUGUGGCGCCGACGGACUGGCUCACCACGGGCAGCUAAUGCACCAUGGACGGGCAGACCCCCGUCGCCGGCUCCUGGUCCGGCGUGCUCUGCAACUCCCUCGGCCAGCCCGUCAACCUGUGAGUGUCCCCUCCUACCCUCACCCCCUGCAGCAACCUUGUUUUCCUUCUGCAUCCACUGCUUUGCCUGACGCACUGCCUCUCUUGCUGUUCAAGCCUCCACCGAUGCAUGCAACCUUGGCAGCACCUAACUUGCCUCCCCGCCAUGCUCCUCCCUCGUCCCCACCCCAUGCUGCCAGGAAUCUGAACAAUCAGAGGCUCACCGGCUCUUUCCAUGCUGACAUCAGCAAGCUCUCCUUGCUCACCGUGCUGGAUGUGAGCUACAAUUUCUUCAAGUCCAAUCUCGACACCUGGGCUGCGCCCCUCAAGCUCUCCAUCAACCUGGUGUCGCUAGAGCUGAACAUGAACGCGCUCACGGGCACGUUCCCGGCACCCAUCUCCACCGCACUGAAGCGCCUGCUGGUGGACCGAAACUUCAUGGCGGGAACGUUCCCCGCCAACAGCGCCACGUACUGCACAGCCUACGGCAACUGCAUCUUCUCCUACACCAUGUGCAACUCGCUGUACCCCAACUCCCCCGUUGGCAACUGCAAUUACUGCGGCACCACCAAUGGGCUGGGCACGGCGUGCAUGGGCAACCCGUGCAUGCCAGUGACACCGUCGCCCAUCACGGCCACCAACCGAUGGGACCCCAUGCCCACCAUGCGCUGCGACCCCGUGCCCGUCCAUGCCUCCCAAGGUAACCCUCCCACCCACAGAAUGAAGAGUUCAAAGCGUUCUCUCUUCCUGCACUCUCUGCACCUCCCCUCCCUUCCCCCCUUUCCCCCCUUCUCCCCAUGCUGCAUGGCAGCGGCGGCGCUGCAGGCGAUGGUACCGGGGCUGUGGACGCAGCCGAUGUGCACGCUAGCGGGGCAGGCCUACGUCCCCGGCAUGCUGCCGUUGGCCUUCGGCAACCCCGCCGGCAUGGUGCUCGACAUGUACGCCCCCUUUGCUCACCGCCCUGCUCGCCCCCUGCUCGCGCCCUUCUCGCACCCUGCUCGCCCCCUUGCCCCCUGCUCGCGCCCUUCUCGCGCCCUGCGCGCCCCUUGCUCGCCCCUGCUCGCCCCCUGCUCGCCCUGCCCGCAUCAGCCUUCCACCCUGCUGUCUCCGGCUGUGCACAUGAUGUGCUCACGAGCAAACGGCUUCUUCCCCACCGACUCCUCAAAGCUCUCCGCACUCACCAAGCUGGACCUGUCGGUCAACCUCUUCACAAACCGCCUUGACUCCUUCCUCGGGCCCUUCAUUCCCAUCAAGACUCUCAACUACCUCUGCCUCCACCAGAACUACUUCUCGGGCUCCUUCCCAGCCAGCAUCUCCGCCCUCACUGCCCUCACGGAGCUGCGGCUGAACCUGAACUACCUGACGGGGAGCAUGCCGGCAGCGCUGCCAGCAAGCCUCAAGGUGAUCGACCUGUCGAGCAACUAUCUGGUGGGCACCUUCCCCACCACCACUGCCACCUCCGUCGCCUGCGCCAGCAACUGCCUGCAGGACGCCUCCAAGUGCCCCGCCGGCUCUGCUCAGCGCGCUGCAGCCGCCUGUGCCAUCUGUGAGACGCGCGAUGCGAGGGGCAGGAUGUGCGGCGGCGGCAUCUGCACUCCCAACACCACGGUGGCUGUGGCAGCCGGCACCAUGAACACGGGCUCGGCGUCGCUCUACUGCCUGGGCGCCUCCAUGGAUUCCAUUAUGGCCAUGCUGCUCCUGCAUGCUCACCCACCCCUGCUGUGUCUGUCCCCUGCUCUCUCCCUCCCCACCAACCCCUCUCCCUUGCUCCCCUCCUUGCUACUCGCAGCGGCGGCGCUGCUGAAUGUUAAGGCAUCGCUGGGGGUGACGUUCACGGACUGGGCGCUGGACUCGCCGUGCACCAUCCAGGGGCUGCCGCCGCUGCCAGACGCCUGGUCCAACGUCGUCUGCAACGUCUCCGGCAAAGUCAUGUCCAUCAAUCUGCGCUCCAACUUCCUGGAGGGCCGUCUGGACGUCUUUGCCGCCAACUUCAAGGCGCUCACGGCGCUCAAGGAAGCCUACCUGGACUUCAACUGGUUCACAGGGCCCAUCCCGUCAACCCUCGUCACCAUCGCCACCCUCUCCACCUUUGGGGCGAGCUACAACUACCUGUACGGGUCCAUGCCGGCUCCAGGCACGGCUCUCAAGACGCUCACGCUGGACGGCAAUUGGCUGUCGGGCACCUUCCCCGGUACCGGCUUUUCCUCCUGCUCCGCCACCGCCAACUGCCUCGCCAGCAUCAGCGCCUGCACCACGCUCGGCACCGUGCAGCGCGCCGCCGCUGCCUGUGCUGUCUGCGACACCGCCGACGGCUCGGGUACCGUGUGCGGCGGCGGCACGUGUGCGCCCGACACAGCUGUGCCGCUCGCCAGCAGCACUCCCAACAGCGCGACGGCGGCGGUGCUGCCGCGGUUCUGCGUGGGCGUGCCACUGGACGCCACGCAGGGCAACAUUCUGUUAGCACUCAAGACCACUCUGGGCGCCACCUUCUCUGACUGGACCGCCGCCACGCUCGCCGCCCCCAAGGCCACAUCGACGAAGCCCAAGAAGGGGUCGAAGCGGCGGGUCCUCCUGCAAGGGAGGGGGUCGGGGCUGCUGUACGACUGGAAGGCGUGCCGCCCCUCCUGCUGCUGCCCCUCCUGCGGCUGCCCCUCCCUCUGCCACCACACAUUGGCUGUGCACCGCGUUUGCCUUUCUCUCACUCACCUCUCUCCCCUGUCCCUGUGUGCCCCUUCCGCUGUUGCAUGUGCCCCCCCUGCUGCGUGGAAUUCGUUGAGCAGAGACCUGAGGAGCCAGCUGUUGAGUGGCACAGUGCACUCCGACAUCAGCAAGCUCUCCACCCUCACCUCGCUGCGGCUGUCGUCCAACCUCUUCUUCAGCCGCCUUGACUCCUACCUCGUGCCCAUCACGCCCGCCGCCACCCUCAAGGAGCUUGCCCAGCCAUGUGGGGGACCGCACGCCACACAGCACUACUUCGCUCGUCUCAACGACGCUUGGCGUGUUCAGUUCCCUCAGGCCACUGAGCUGCCCCGCUGGGUUGAUCUCCUGAAGAAGGGGAUUGAUAUCUAUGCUCUAGACUUUGAUGCUGUUCUCACUGCUAUGUAUGUGAUGUCUACUAGUGGAGAGGGUGCUGAGUACCUGUGUGUGCCGCCCGACCCGGGCAUUAGGACUAGUGCGUCUGCCGCUCUAGGUACUUGCGUGUCUGCUACCCCAGGUGCUGGUGAGGCAGCUGCUCUAGGUGCUUGUGCGUCUGCCCCCCCUGGUACUGAGUCGACGGCAGCAUUGCACACCUUCACACUGGACUCAGGUGCUUCUCGCUGCUUCUUUCGUGACCGCACUGCCCUUGAGCCGCUUGCUCGGCCAGUUGCUGUCUCCCUCGCUGACCCCUCUGGGGGUCCGGUCAUUGCAACCUCCUCCACUGUCCUUCCCUGUCCUGCGGUCCCGUCGGGCACACUGUCAGGUCAGCUGUCUGCCCCCUGCUCGUGUCGCUCUCUGGCGCACGAGACUGUCCUCUGGCACCACCGACUUGGCCACCCGUCUGUGCAGCGCCUUCGUGCCAUGCACUCCCGGUACCUUGUCUCCGGUCUUCCCAGAGUCCUCCCUCCCCUCCCACCCUCGCCUGCUCCUCCCUGUCUUCCCUGCGUCGAGGGGCGGCAGCGCGCCGCUCCUCACUCCUCCUCGUUUCCCCCGACGACUGCUCCCUUGCAGACGCUCCACAUGGACGUGUGGGGCCCAGCCCGCGUCCGUGGUCAGGGUCAGGAGAGGUACUUCCUGAUAGUUGUUGACGACUACUCGCGCUACACCACGGUCUUCCCCUUGCGCACCAAGGGUGAGGUCCCUGAUGUCUUGAUCCCUUGGAUCCGCAGAGCCCGUCUCCAGCUCAGCGAGCGUUUCCACUCGGACUUUCCUGUCCUGCGCUUGCACUCUGACAGAGGUGGUGAGUUCUCCUCCGACCUCUUGGCAGCCUACUGUGCUGAACACGGCAUUGAGCAGUCGUUCACGCUUCCGGCCUCACCACAGCAGAAUGGGGUUGCGGAGCGCCGCAUUGGCCUGGUCAUGGAGGUCGCCCGUACCUCCUUGAUCCAUGCGGCUGCCCCCCACUUUCUGUGGCCGUUUGCGGUCCGGUACGCUGCGCAUCAGCUCAACCUCUGGCCCCAUGUCUCCUUGCCGGAGACCUCGCCCACACUGCUGUGGACGGGGGAGGUUGGCAAUGCGUCGCGUUUCCGGGUCCGGGGAUCUCGAGCUUUUGUCCGCGAUACGUCGGCGGACAAGCUCUCCUCCCGUGCUGUUCCCUGCGUCUUCCUCGGCUUUGUCCCGGACGCGCCUGGUUGGCAGUUUUACCACGCCACCUCACGCCGAGUCUUGCCCUCUCAGGACGUCACUUUUGACGAGUCCGUCCCCUACUACCGCCUCUUCCCCUACCGCACUGCCCCGCUCCCCCCCCCGCCUCUCUUCCUCGCGCCAGAUGCUGCUGUCGUAGACCCCCUCCCCCCUCAGGGUGCCGCUCCCUCAGGUGUGUCUCAGGUAGACCCGGUUGAGCCUGUUGAGGUAGCUGUCGACUCUCGUCCUGCUGUGGGUGCGGAGCCUGGGGGUGCUGAGCCUUGGGGUGCGGAGCCUGGGGGUGCUAAGCCUUGGGGUGCGGAGCCUAGGGGUGCGGAGCCUAGGGGUGCGGAGCCUGGGGGUGCGGAGCCUGGGGGUGCGGAGCCUGGGGGUGCGGAGCCUGGGGGUACUGAGCCUUGGGCUGUGGAGCCUGGGUGUGCUGAGCCUGGGAGUACUGAGCCUGGGAGUGCUGAGCCGCAGAGUCCGGAGUCUGGGGGUUCUGAGUCUGGAGUACUGCAGCCUCAGGAGAGGUACCUCUGGAGCCAGGCGUACUACUGGGACUAG
Messenger RNA from Closterium sp. NIES-65, 14481 nucleotides. The record is from the annotation of a GenBank genome assembly. NCBI's taxonomy places the organism in Eukaryota, Viridiplantae, Streptophyta, Zygnematophyceae, Desmidiales, Closteriaceae.